AUGUCUAAAACAAAUGAAGAUAUUCAAUUAAAAAUGUCAAAAGCAAGUGUAGAAAAUUUACUUAAGAAGCGUGCUGUUAUGCGAGCUGCUGUUACGAGAGCAGUAAGUAAGCUAAAAACAGAACUGGCAAAGAGUGAGAUGGAUGCAAACAUCUUGGAAGAACUUGUAGAAAUAUUAACUUUAAAAUUUGAUAUGCUAAGCUCUGUAGAUAGACAAUUAAAAGAUAAUUUUGAACCGGACGAACUCGAAAAAGAAAUUGAAAUUUCGGAAAAAUAUCGCGAGAAAGUGACUGUUUGGAAAUUUCGAGCUACUAAACGAAUUAAUGAAAUGCGUCAGAAUUCGUUGGAAAUGAGUCGCAUCAGCGAAAAUCAAAAUAGAAGCUUUGAAACAGCCAGCAACAAUACUAUACGCGUUAAACUGCAGAAAUUGACUAUCGCGAAGUUUUACGGAGAUGUGAGCCAAUGGUUAAUAUUCUGGAACAGUUUUGAAUCUGCGAUACAUAAGAAUGAACUUUUGAAUAAUGUUGACAAAUUCAACUACCUAAAGGCGUAA
Messenger RNA from Uloborus diversus, 552 nucleotides. RefSeq lists its product as uncharacterized. The record is from RefSeq and is a predicted model, not a curated record. The coding region runs from base 1 to 552 and encodes 183 amino acids. Lineage: Eukaryota; Metazoa; Arthropoda; Arachnida; Araneae; Uloboridae. The transcript has a single exon.